Centropristis striata (black sea bass) is the source of this 3126-nucleotide messenger RNA. RefSeq names its product SH3-domain kinase binding protein 1 (gene sh3kbp1). NCBI's taxonomy places the organism in Eukaryota, Metazoa, Chordata, Actinopteri, Perciformes, Serranidae. Gene Ontology annotation, molecular function: protein binding. The record is from RefSeq and is a predicted model, not a curated record. The transcript has 19 exons. Bases 167 to 2011 code for a protein of 614 amino acids.
GAAGGAAUAUGGUUUCAUCUGACGCUCCUCCCGUUUCAGCGCUGCUGUAGCGGAUCUAUAGUACGAGCAGUGUGGCUGGGGCUCGGUCCGGCACAAACCUCACACAACCACCUUUCCCGUUACCAUCCAGCCUGCAGGAGCACUACCAACACACCGGGACACAUAAAUGGUGGAGGCCGUGGUGGAGUUCGACUAUGAGGCUCAGCAGGACGAUGAGUUGAGCCUGACGGUGGGCGACAUCAUCGUGAACAUACGGCGGGACGAUGGAGGAUGGUGGGAGGGCGAGCUGGGCGGACGCAGGGGCCUGUUCCCGGAUAACUUUGUCAGAGAGAUAAAGAAAGAGGCAAAGAGGGAUGGAGGGCAAGUGAGCAUGAUCAGAUCGGACCUUUCUAAUGGGAGGGCCAGCCCCGUGUCCGACCCUGGUGUUCGACCGGGCAGGAAAGUAGAGCAAAUCCGUAAGCGGAGGUGUAAAGCGGCGUUCAGCUAUGUGCCUCAGCAUGAAGACGAGCUGGAGUUGAAAAUAGGAGACAUCAUUGAGAUCAUAGCAGAGGUAGAGGAAGGCUGGUGGGAGGGAUUUCUAAAUGGGAAGACCGGAAUGUUUCCCUCCAAUUUCACCAAAGUGAUCCUGGCGGAGUCGGAGACGCCCUCCUUAGACACCUCGCAGGAGGAGCUGCGAAGUACCCGCACCAGUAAAGACAGCCCAGGCAGUGAGAGUGAUGGAGGUGACAGUCGGUCAGAAACGGGGUCAGCAGGAGAAAUCCAGCCCAAGAAGGUCAGAGGUUUUGGCUUUGGUGACAUCUUCAAAGACCAGCCCAUCAAGCUCCGACCACGCUCUAUGGAAGUGGAUCCAGAGGGGGACAAGAUCAACGAGGGGAAAGCAGCGAGUGUUGCAGCGGAAACCAUGAAGACCGAACCUGACGGCAAAGCCAAAGGGCGGGAGUUAUGUAAAGUCCUCUUUCCGUAUGAAGCACAAAACGAAGAUGAGCUGUCACUCAAAGAGGGCGAAAUCAUCAACAUUAUCACCAAGGAGUGUGCUGAUGCCGGCUGGUGGAAGGGGGAGAUCGGAGGAAGGCAAGGUGUCUUCCCAGAUAACUUUGUCAAGCUGCUAGAAGUGGAAAAAGAGAGACCAAAGAAACCGCCGCCUCCCAGUGCACCUUCAGCUAAACACACCACAGAGAAAAAGUCGGAGGUUAAGAAGGUUCCUCCUGAGAGACCUGAACAUCUGCCACAGAGAGACCAGGAUCGAGGUGAAGAUGUGAAGGUUGGAGACAUCCCCAAGCCCUCCAUCCCAUCUAGCCUUCCCAAGAAACCCCUCCCCCCAAAGACAAGCACCUCCUCUUCCUCCCUUCCCCCGCGGCGUCCUGAGAGGCCGCCCACUCUAGCGUGUGAAAGCCCCAAGUCUGAGGGCGGGGCUUCGACACCCGAUUCUGCCCCUGACAGGUCACAUGAUGCUGACGUGGACCUGGACGCGGUCGUGGCGUCGACAGAGAAGCUGAAUCAUCCCACUGCGUCCAGGCCGAGAGUCACAGACCGCCGGCCUCGCUCACAGAUCAUCUCCGCAUCUUCCCUGUCCAGUAUGGAUCUGGACUCUGUAGUGGAGGACAGGAAGGAGAAGGACAGAGGGAAGGAGGAGCCAGAGUCUGUCCCCUCAAGGCCUAUAGAAGUUACCCUGAGGAAAGGAAUCCCCUCCAUCCCUGGUGCUGACAGUAAAGCACCCCUUCCCACCAAGCCCUCUGUCCUGACCCCGCCAAGCGCCAGCCAUCGCCCCGCAUCCCCGUCUUCCUCCUCGGGUCUGAGCCCUUCCCCCGAGCUGCGGCAUUCACCUCUGACCCCCCCGACGCUGGAGGAACUCAGGAACCAGCUGAGAGACCUGAGAACCUCCGUAGAACUGCUGAAGAGCCAGCACAGGCAGGAGAUGAAGCAGUUGACCAGCGUGCUGGAUGACGAGAAGAAGAUUCGUAUUAGUUUACAGAUGGAAGUAGAGCACAUAAAGAAGAGCCUGUCGAAAUGAAGACUAAAGCACCAUCUUAUCGCCACAACGGAGGCCAGCGUUUGAAAACAUUCUCACUGUUGACCGAGACACUUCCGCCAAAACAAAGUUUGUGCCAAAUGAUCAUCACGAUCAACAUCAGCGACAACACAGUACCAUGGAAUCAGCCACCUCCCCCCCUCUGACGCCGCCUUAUCCUGCGUUUACGUCUUUAUUUUUCUUUUAAAGAGGCUUCUCUUUUGUUAAGUUUACUGCUAUCUUGUCGAAGCUUGCCGUACUGGACUGGCUGCGACGACCUCGCUGGUACUUUUUGUUUUUAAAAGUGUGAAGGAAAACUUGGAACUCGACCUCCGUAGCCCGGUUGGUUCAGACAACCUCUGUGCUGGUCCGUGUCCACUUCGCGGCCUUUUGCCUCUUAUAUGUGAGUGUGUGUGCGAGUGUUUUUGUUCUCCAUCCAUGUGAGGAACGAGUCAGGUUGGGGAACUUUUUGAGGUUGUUUUGACCGGAUCAUGACUUCUUCAACAGGCAGGGUAAAGGUUAGCAUCUGGGUUGAUGAAAGCCUAUACUUUAAGGCACAUUAUUAGCAGUAGGGUUACAUUGUUUGACACUCUGAGCUGGAUGUUUCUAUGGUACACUGCAGGCGGACGAUUCUUGAAGCAUCAUCAGCAUUUUUUCUUCUUCCUGUCAUAGUUUAUUAAUUUGCAGUCAAAUAUUCAACGUAAUGGGAGGCGAAAAUUAUCAGCACGUCAUGAUUCUUCCCCCUAAAUCUAAACAUGAUAAGAACUGAUACUAUAGGUGCUAUUGAAAAGGAAUAGUUGGACAUUUUGGAAAAUGCGUUUAUUUGUAGAGAUUUUUUCUUGCAUUCAAAGCUUCUGUUGAGGUUUUUGAAUGCAGCUUUGACUUUCUGUUUUCAUAUUUAAUGACAUAAGCACCCUUAAAAAAAUCCUGAAACAAAAUCCUCAAUUUAAAUGAAAUAAUUAAACUAAUUAAAAACGUUUUACGUUUUUCUAUUAGUGAAUAAAUGUAAUUUAUGGUGCUCUCAGAUGCAAACGGGUGAGCAAACAGUUUGACGGUAUUGAAAAUGUUGUUUCACAAAGCCAAAAUGCCAACAAAUGUGAAUUAAAGCACAAAAGUUU